Molecule: messenger RNA, 2028 nt
Organism: Amphiprion ocellaris (clown anemonefish)
Lineage: Eukaryota; Metazoa; Chordata; Actinopteri; Pomacentridae
Product: troponin I, fast skeletal muscle-like
Exons: 7
Coding region: 115-639 (174 amino acids)
Biological process (GO): muscle contraction
Cellular component (GO): troponin complex
Source: RefSeq, a predicted model, not a curated record
CGGAGAUUGCAAUAUAUACCUUCUUAACACUUCGCCUGCCCAGGACUCAGUCGGUGUCUCUGCCUCUCCAACAACUCUGCCUGCUUAAGAUAACUUCAGGAUCCUGCAGCUAACAUGGCCACUGAGAAGAGGCUGUCUGCGAGGCGUAAGCAUACUCUGAAGAGCUGUAUGCUGGUGGUAGCGAACAAUUUGCUGGAUGCUGAAGCAACAGUGAAAGCUGGAGAAAGGGAGAAGUUCCUGGCAGAGAAAUGUCCUCCUUUGGAGCUGCCGUACUCCAAGGAUGAGCUUGUGGAACUUUGCCAGAAACUUCAUGAGCAAAUUGACAUCAGUGAAGAAGAGAGAUACAGCAUGGAGUUUAAACUCAACAUGGUACUGAAUGAGGUCAGAGACCUUAACAUUAAGAUUGUGGAUUUGAGGGGAAAGUUCAAGAGGCCCCGGCUGAAGAAAGUGCGUAUGUCUGCUGACGCCAUGCUGAAAGCUCUGCUGGGCUCCAAACACACAGUCAACAUGGACCUGAGGGCCAACCUGAAGCAGGUCAAGAAGGAGGUGAAAGAGGAGGACAAGCAGUUGCGUGAUGUUGGUGACUGGCGUAAGAACAUUGAAGACAAGUCUGAUAGGAAGAAGAUGUUUGACAGUUAAAUAUUAUUUGUCAUCUGCUGUUGGAAUUCAGGAGUGACUUUCAGGACAGAAUUCAGGUCUAAUGUCUUUGUAAUUGAAGAGUUUACCCCAAAAUGCUGAUUAUUCACCUUCAUUUAAAUUUUUGUUGAGGUUCCACUUGGAGACAAGUUGUAGUUCUUCCUAAGCGUUUGUUGUGGUAAAGCAAGUGAUAAAUGGCCUUUAUCUACUCAGUUGGAUUACAAGUACUUCUGUUCAGAGCAUUAGUUAAGUUGAGUUUCCAAAAUGUGAAAAAUCUGUAUUGUGCGCUGAGAUUGAUAGUUCUAUAGUUGUUGGAUAUCUCAAUUUGGAGGAAACUCUUCAGUUGAAUCUAAGCUGUCUUCUGCUUUUGCCUGUAUUGAAACUUUACUGUGAUGUAUUUGUACUGGAUGUACUGCUGUCAGUUAGUACGAGUGAUGAAACUAUCCUAGGUUUCAUCUGUAAAGACUGACUUAUGCUUCUGUAUCAAAAUACUGGUCAAGCUACAAUGCAACCUUUUCAACACUACAGUCGGUGUGUUUCCAUCGUUCCAUGAAAAGAGUUAGUGAAUGAACUGUGAAAUGUCUCUCAAGCUUCCAGUGAUGAGGACAGAGUAAACUGUAAGCUUCCACAUGCAUGAACACAAAUACCAUAUUUCCUUAAUGCUUUUGACAUUUGUCUUCAACAGUUUAGUAACACCGAACUGCAGAGUUAGUAGUUCAUCUCUUCAAACCAUCUCAUACUAUUAAAUGAUGGCAUUUUUCUUUGCUGAUUUUUGCAAAAUUCUUCAGAAGUGAGAAAAAAUUACACUUACAUGUCUUUUUUUGAAAGAGAAACUUUAACAUUAACUUAAUCAGAAAUACAGUCAAGACAUUGUUAAUGUGGUAAAUGAUUAUUUUUGCUGGAAAUGGCAGAUUUUUUAUGGAAUAUCUACAUAGGGGUACAGAGGCCCAUUUCCAACAAUCAUCACUCCUGUGGUGUAAUGGUACCUUGUGGUAGCUAGUGGUGUUGAAAGGUAACUGAUGAUUAGACAACCCUUGUGCAAUUAUGUUAGCACGUGAAUAAAAGUGUGAGUUUUCAUGAAAAACAUGAAAUUGCCUGGGUGACCCCAAACUUUUGAAUGGUAGCGUAUAUUUGAAUGGAAACCUAGGUCAUUGUGUCUCUACAGACACAAAGGUGGCUGCACUGUAACAGUCUGUUGCUAUGAAAUCAAUUCAGGUAUUGUGAUCAGGUUACUUCCAAUCUGCAAUUGUGGCUCCUUUGUUGCAGAAGUAUAAAUCAGUGGACAAUUUUUAUUAAACAACAUGUUCAUUCAGUUUCAUGUGUCUAAAAGAAAAUGUGUUGUCAUUUCCUCAUAUUUAUGCUGUUACAUUAAAUACAAAUGCUUCAUGUUCA